Messenger RNA from Anoplophora glabripennis (Asian longhorned beetle), 942 nucleotides. Its product is annotated as zinc finger protein 567-like. Lineage: Eukaryota; Metazoa; Arthropoda; Insecta; Coleoptera; Cerambycidae. Gene Ontology annotation, molecular function: DNA-binding transcription factor activity, RNA polymerase II-specific; RNA polymerase II cis-regulatory region sequence-specific DNA binding. Gene Ontology annotation, biological process: regulation of transcription by RNA polymerase II. The coding region runs from base 1 to 942 and encodes 313 amino acids. The transcript has a single exon. The record is from RefSeq and is a predicted model, not a curated record.
AUGACUUCGCAAAACAGAAUAUUUGCACAGCAACCAAUGCAAAAUGAGCUAGAUCCAAUAGCAAAUACAGCUAAUGUUGAUAGUACUAAGAAAAUGCCACCUUUAGAAGAGACAGAUCCGUUAAUCUCAUUUAUGAAAGAGAAAACUAGCUUUCCAACAGAAUACAAAAAUCCUUUCGAUUAUUCAAAAUACGCUGAGUCUUCCGAAACUUCAAAUAAUAUGAAGACGAGGUGUUAUACAGACGGAGAAAAGCACUGUACAUCUACUCCCGAAGAGCACAGAAGCUGGAAAUGCUUUUUAUGUUUUGAGGUGAAGAAAGAUAAAGAUUCGUUAAUCGAUCACUACGAAUACCAUAAAAAAGAAAAAGACAAACUCAAAAACUGUCCCGCCACUUUGAGACAAAAAGAGUCAUCGAACCAGAGACUUGAUCCUCAUCAACAAACUGAUAUCGAUAUAUUUGGUACCAUUAGUAAGCAGAUCGAUGAUCUGCCCCUGCAUCAGAUUCACUCACAUGGAGAUCAGAGUGACACCAAGUACGAAUGCCAGUCCUGCAAAGCUACAUUCGCUACGAAAACGGUAUUAUCGAGACACAUAUGUAACCAGGAAGCCUUAGAACGUCUUUGUUCCGUGUGUGGGAAGAAAUUCAGAAACCAAUCGACGUUAAACACUCACAUGAGAAUACACACCGGUGUAAAGAGGUACGUGUGCAACGUUUGUGGUAAUUCUUUCCGACUGAGUUCCACGUUCAAGUGCCAUUUAAGAAUUCACAGCGGAGAAAAGCCCUACAAAUGUACCACGUGUGGCAAGGGCUUUGCGCAAAGAACUCCUUUGGUUAUCCACCAGCGAGGACACACAGGCGAACGGCCCUACACCUGCGAAAAGUGCGGAAAGGGAUACGUGUCGAGGAGUGCUGUUAAUAUACACUCAAAGAACUGUCGUUAA